Messenger RNA from Lineus longissimus, 1362 nucleotides. RefSeq lists its product as uncharacterized. Gene Ontology annotation, biological process: sperm capacitation. The transcript is spliced from 11 exons. The record is from RefSeq and is a predicted model, not a curated record. Lineage: Eukaryota; Metazoa; Nemertea; Pilidiophora; Heteronemertea; Lineidae. Gene Ontology annotation, molecular function: heparin binding. Bases 144 to 1268 code for a protein of 374 amino acids. Gene Ontology annotation, cellular component: cell surface.
GUUCUGUUGUACAAACAUAGGCGUUUUCAGUGGGUAGAAGGUCGAUAUUACGAUAACAGAAACCACCUGCGCACGUCCCCGUCCAUUCUCAGACAGAAACUCGACCGAGCAGUAGGACCAACGACAACCUAGAAAAUCGAGAGAUGAAGACGUCUCAGAUCUUUGUAAUGCUGGUGACAGUUUGCCUGGCGCACGGUUUGGAACUAGAAGCAAAAGAUGACCCUGAAAAGGUCAUGGCCAAAGUUGACAAGGCCACCGUGGCUAAGGUGAUAGCAGGGCUGAUAUCCCCUGCUGCUGGGAUUGUUAUAGGCAUUGCAGAGCUUGUGAAAUAUCUGACCAAACCAUCUGUAACAGUUGCCCCAACGGUACCUCCAGCGGAACUUGCCUUUUUGGAUGUGGACAUACCAGGCGUAACGGACGACCCAAGACGACUGGUGGCCGUCCACGCCUACACGAAAGGUUUAUCGAACGCAGCCACUGCAGCUUGUACACUGCCGUUAGAUGAACCAGGAUUCGGUCUUAUAGAUGAUAAAAAUCUGGGCUUGGGCAAAUCCGUCAAGACCCAGGACUGCAAGACCUAUACCUGCCUUAGGGUAUAUGAGACUGCUCAAUUCGAUAUGGCACUGAUCAGUGAAUAUGAUGGUUGUUGGUACAAAAACGAUUGUUACCUUCCUGGAUUUGAGUUCAGAGAUGACAGAUGUUACAAGAGAACUUGUGAAAUCAAUCGCUCCAAGGCUGACAAUAAAAUCCGCAGCAAUAUCAAAUUCAUCAGUACCGUUGCAGACUGUCCUAACGCCGAUGGAGGCUGUGUUGGACCGAUGACGAGUAACUUUGACUGCUUCCUCAAUGGGGUAUACGAGUCUCAUUGCAUCUGCAAAAAGAAGGGAUCGAUCGUGUUUCUCGACAGUCUUAUGCGUUUUGGUGCAAAGGUCCCAACGAUCGGAGGUAACGCCAACGGAACCUACUGCUUUUUCAAGUUCUGGGCGAAUGGUCAAUACAACAAUAAAUGUAUCCUUGAAGGCAGGGACAAGGAAUGGUGCGCUACCACUGACAACUACGACCGAGAUGGCAAGUGGGGAUACUGCACAGAGAGCCCACGGUACCGAUACACCAAGGAUAGCACGAAAUGUCAUCUCCCAUUCAAAUAUAACGGCAUGCUGUACCACGACUGCACUACGGAUGGCAGUGAGAAUGGUGAAGCUUGGUGUUCGACACAGUUCAAGUACGACCCGAAAAAGAAGGGCAUCUGUGACUUGUCAAACGAGUAACUCCGCGUCAGCGCUGUCGCUGAGGAAUUUCUGGUUACUGAAAGAAUAUUUGAGGUCAAAAACGGAAUGAAAAAAUAAAGUAUAUCUGCGUUUA